AUGCUGCCCGCGAUGUUGUCCGGGAUGGGUGGCGAUGGCGACGAUGGCGGCGAUGGCGGCGAUGACGAUAAUGAGGGGUCCUCGAGCCGAAGCUGCUGGCUGUGUGCCCCGUGCGUUGCGCCCUUUGUCCUGCUCGGGGCCGUCAUCCUGAUCGGUUGGAGCGAGAAGCGGAGCGUCUGCAGAGCGAAGGCGAUCGACCAGGGCAGGGAUGCAGCCGUGAAGGUGGGCUGUUCCGACGUCAGCACGGGCGCGGGGGAGCUAGUGUUCUUCAACUGCGACCUCCAGAAGACGGGUCUAGUCCCAUCAAGUCUCGGAGUCUCAGGCGGGGCGUUCACUGUCUCGUUCCCGGGCGUCUGCUUGAAAACGACCUCCCAGAUGUACCAGUGCAAGGAGACCAAGACUGAAACGACGAGCAGCACAAGACGACGACGCGACAAGACGACGACGUACACGUACACGAAUACCUGGUCCAUGACGUCCCCAUCGACAGACAUUUUCCAUGACCUUCCUGCUGCUCGAACCCACUGCGCCAUAAGUGCCUCCGCUACGUCUAAUCCCAGUUGGGAUCAUGAUGUGCCGUCGACUUCGACGCAGUACGCAAGUCAGGUCAAGGCCGGGGCUUGGACGAUCACUGCUGGCUUGAGCGGCGUUGCGUGUGAUACUGGCUUGGACCCGGGCGUGGCUACCGCCGCCUCGGGGAUGUGGACACCGACGAGUUCGUACGCCUUCGAGAGAAGAGCCAGCCCGCCCAGCUACACCGUGGGAGACUACACCGUAGCCUUCGAGGGUAAUGACUGGGACAGCCCCGGCAUCACGGCUCUCGGCCUGAACACGGGGGGGACGCUGGAAGAGUGGGCUGCUGAGAGUGACUGGCUCUGCUCUGGCUACACGCUGUACGAGUUCAAGGGGGGUACCCAGGAUAUCGACGCGCUCUUCUCGGACAUGGAGAGUGCGGGUCGGUGA
Messenger RNA from Prorocentrum cordatum, 963 nucleotides. NCBI's taxonomy places the organism in Eukaryota, Dinophyceae, Prorocentrales, Prorocentraceae. The record is from the annotation of a GenBank genome assembly.